AUGGUGCUAAAGUCAAGAUUUUUAAAGGAAAACUUGCAAAGCCAAUCCCGGGAGCUACAAUUAGCAAUAUUGUGGAACAUUCUUGCUUUAAAUCCCCGAAUACAGACUCAUGCAGCCCUCCAUUCAACUGCGUCAAAGAAACAAGCUAAGAAGCAAUGGAAAAGGAAUUCUGAUAAAAGCUGUUCAACCUGCGAGACGCUGGAAAACAAUUUUGAUGACAUCAAGCCCACGACGCUGGGCGAGCGCGGAGCCCUUCGCGAGGCAGUGAGAUGUUUAAAGUGUGCGGAUGCCCCAUGUCAGAAGAGUUGCCCAACUCAUCUGGACAUCAAGUCGUUUAUCACAAGUAUCGCAAACAAGAACUAUUAUGGAGCUGCCAAAAUGAUUCUUUCUGACAAUCCACUUGGCCUCACCUGUGGAAUGGUGUGUCCAACUUCUGAUCUUUGCGUUGGUGGUUGCAAUUUGUACGCCACAGAGGAGGGACCAAUUAAUAUUGGUGGAUUGCAGCAGUUUGCUACUGAGGUGUUCAAAGCUAUGAAUAUUCCUCAGAUCAGGAACCCAUCCUUGCCUCCUGUGAAGGAGCUGCCUGAAGCCUAUCAUGUGAAGAUAGCUCUCCUUGGCGCCGGACCCGCGAGUAUAAGUUGUGCUUCUUUCCUCGCUCGCCUGGGCUACUCGAACAUCACCAUAUAUGAAAAGCAGGAGUAUGUUGGUGGCUUAAGUACAUCUGAAAUCCCACAGUUCCGAUUGCCAUAUGAUGUAGUGAAUUUUGAAGUUGAGCUUAUGAAGGAUCUUGGAGUGAAGGUUGUCUUUGGUAAAGGCCUUGCAGUAGAUGGAAUGACACUCCGUACCUUGAAAGAGGAUGGUUACAAAGCAGUCUUUAUUGGAAUAGGUUUACCAGAACCGAACCGAGACAGUAUGUUCCAAGGACUGAGAAUGGAUCAAGGAUUCUACACAUCAAAAGACUUUCUACCUUUGGUGGCAAUGGCAAGUAAACCAGGGAUGUGUGCCUGUCGCUCUCCAUUGCCAUCAAUACGUGGAACUGUGAUAGUACUCGGGGCAGGAGACACGGCUUUUGACUGUGCAACAUCUGCCUUGCGCUGUGGAGCCCGUCGCGUAUUUGUGGUAUUCAGAAAGGGAUUCAAUAAUAUCAGGGCUGUCCCAGAAGAGAUGGAACUUGCAAGAGAGGAGAAAUGUGAAUUUCUGCCUUUUCUCUCCCCUCGAAAAGUGGUUCUUAGAGGUGAACAAAUUGUUGCUAUGGAGUUUGUUCGAACUGAACAAGAUGAAGAUGGAAAUUGGAAAGAAGAUGAGGAUCAGGUUGUCCGCCUGAAAGCUGAUGUGGUGAUCAGUGCCUUUGGUUCGGUUUUAAGUGAAGCUAAAGUCAGAGAAGCCCUGAUGCCUGUCAAGUUUAAUAGAUGGGGUCUCCCUGAAAUUCAUCCAGAAACUAUGCAAACAAGUGAGCCCUGGGUGUUUGCAGGGGGAGACAUUGGUGGCCUCGCUAACACUACAGUGGAAUCGGUAAACGAUGGGAAACAAGCUUCCUGGUACAUGCACAGAUACAUACAGUCUUUAUAUGGUGCUGCUGUUUCAUCUACUCCAGAGCUCCCCCUCUUCUAUACACCUAUUGAUUUAGUAGAUAUCAGCGUAGAAAUGGCCGGACUGAAGUUUUUGAAUCCUUUUGGUCUUGCUAGUGCAACUCCUACUACUAGUUCUUCAAUGAUUCGAAGGGCUUUUGAAGCUGGAUGGGGCUUUGCUGUCACUAAAACGUUCUCCCUGGAUAAGGAUAUUGUGACCAAUGUUUCUCCGAGGAUUGUGCGUGGAAUUACUUCAGGUCCAAUAUAUGGCCCAGGCCAAGGCUCUUUUCUAAACAUUGAGCUGAUCAGCGAGAAAACAGCAGCGUAUUGGUGUAAAAGUAUUGCUGAAUUGAAAGCUGAUUUUCCAAACCACAUUCUAAUUGCCAGUAUCAUGAGCACCUAUAGCAAGAGUGAUUGGACUGAACUUUCAAAAAUGGCUGAGGUUGCUGGUGCGGACGCACUGGAGCUGAAUUUAUCGUGUCCCCAUGGGAUGGGAGAGAGAGGCAUGGGCCUGGCCUGUGGGCAGGAUCCAGAGCUGGUGCGGAACAUCUGUCGCUGGGUUAGACAAGCUGUUCGGAUUCCUUUCUUUGCCAAGCUGACCCCAAAUGUCACCGAUAUUGUGAAAAUUGCGUUGGCUGCACAGGAAGGUGGUGCAGAUGGUGUCACAGCUACCAACACCGUGUCGGGCCUGAUGGGACUGGAGGCAGACAGCACACCUUGGCCAGCAGUCGGGAGAGCUCAGAGGACCACAUAUGGCGGCGUGUCAGGAAAUGCCAUUCGUCCCAUUGCCCUCCGUGCAGUGUCUGCUAUAGCCCGGGCUCUUUCAGGAUUUCCCAUCUUAGCAACUGGAGGAAUCGACUCUGCCGAAAGUGGGCUCCAGUUUCUGCACAGCGGCGCUUCUGUUUUACAGGUGUGCAGUGCAAUCCAGAAUCAAGAUUUCACUGUUAUUGAUGACUACUGUACUGGACUGAGAGCCCUCCUCUACCUGAAAAGUAUUGAGGAACUUGAAGACUGGAAUGGACAGAGUCCUGCUACCAUCUGCCAUCAGAAAGGAAAACCAGUACCUAGAAUUGCUGAUCUGAUGGGAAAGAAGCUACCGAGUUUUGGGCCUUACCUGGAACAACGUAAAAAGAUAAUAGCCGAGAACAAGCUGAAGCUGAAGGAACAGAGCAUAGCUGUUUCGCUUCCCGAGAAGAAGCAUUUCAUUCCAAAGAAGCCCAUUCCAGCAAUCAAGGAUGUAAUUGGAAAAGCACUGCAGUAUAUUGGAGCAUAUGGCGAGCUCAGCAACACAGAGCAAGUGGUGGCUGUGAUUGACGAGGAAACGUGUAUCAACUGUGGCAAAUGUUACAUGACCUGUAAUGACGCCGGCUACCAGGCCAUUGCCCUGGACCCCGCGACGCACGUGCCGGCGGUGGGCGCCGCGUGCACGGGCUGCACGCUCUGCCUCAGCGUGUGCCCCGUGCCCGCCUGCAUCCGCAUGGUGGCCCGGACGAGCCCCUACGAGCCCAAGCGGGGGCUGCCCCUGGCGCGGCGCCCCGCCGACGUGACCACCGGCUAGGGGGAACCCUGCAGCGCUGCUGCCCUCGAGCCGCUUGCCAACCAACGCGUGAAAAGCUGCGCUUAGACAGAAAUGCAAUAUCGAUGGCCGUUGCAAAGAACGCAGGGUUUUUCCCAAUUAUUAUUUUGAUGACAAUUACGUUUUUUAAUUAGAGGCAGUAAUUAGUCACUCAUAGCCAUCAGUUGUCCAUUAUUUGAAAUACAACGUUUUCCUUACAAUUCAUGCCACAAUUUCCAAAUUCCUCUAUAGUCUCUUUAAUCUUUAUGUAAUUUUUCUGCUGUAAAUAUAAUUAAGAAAGCAUUUUUAAUGAACUACAAAUCAAUGUAAAAGCUAACUGUUUUCAGGGAGGUAUUUGGUAAUUAAACAUUGCAUUUAGUUUUAAAACAGUUUCUUAGAAGAUGUAAUUAAGUACAUAACAGUCAAACAAAGGAAUGUUUUUCUGUGGGAAGAAAUGAAAGGGAGUUUAAAACAGGAUUUAAGAACUGGAUUAAUCGCUUUCAACUACUACAGCAUAUAGUAGUAUGUAUUUUUAUAAUCCUUUCUAAUUCUUCCUCACACUAGACACUUUAUAGAAUAAAUUUACAAUCUGCUAAGGCAUGCUGGACUCUUCAGAUGUGUACGGUGUGUUGCUUGCUUGCUUGUUACUUUUUGCCACAGUGAACAGUUUUAUCCAUUGAAAAGUGUUUAAAGCAGAUUAUUAGGAAGUCCAGGUUGGAUUUCAGGAUUCUGAACUGUGAGACCCAUUUUUGCUUCAAAGUUCAUCCUCUAAAUAACUUUUAACUGUGUCCAAAAUGUUCCAAAAUGUGCGUGUUAUAGGUCAGAGAUCUGAUUACUUGUAAAUGGAAUAUCUACCCUACAAAUUACAUUUACCUAAAACAUAUGUCUAGGGAAAACAGGCAAACUGAUUUCCCCCAAUGCCAGUUCUUCAUGCUUAAUGCUUAUGUAUGGUUAUAGUAAAUUCACAAGCAGAAAGAAAUAUAGAUUUGUGUGCAUUGCUAAACAAAAUCUCAGUGUUAAUGCAUUUUUCAUGUGCAGUAGGCUCUUUCUAACAUGAAUACAUUGCAAUCGGCUUUACUCCACUUAAAACAUAGACCCUUUAGUUUCAUAAUAACAAUAAAUGAUGUAUCCAUUCAUUUUUUUAAUACCCUAUAUUGUGGUCAGCAAAUCUUUGAUUGAACUAAACCAUGCCUUUCUU
Nothoprocta perdicaria is the source of this 4321-nucleotide messenger RNA. RefSeq names its product dihydropyrimidine dehydrogenase (gene DPYD). Gene Ontology annotation, molecular function: dihydropyrimidine dehydrogenase (NADP+) activity; NADP binding; iron-sulfur cluster binding. Gene Ontology annotation, cellular component: cytoplasm; cytosol. Bases 1 to 3126 code for a protein of 1041 amino acids. The transcript has 23 exons. NCBI's taxonomy places the organism in Eukaryota, Metazoa, Chordata, Aves, Tinamiformes, Tinamidae. The record is from RefSeq and is a predicted model, not a curated record. Gene Ontology annotation, biological process: thymine catabolic process; uracil catabolic process.